GCUUCCACCACCUUCUCCCUCCCUUCUGACCGCCCUGCUCCUCCAGUAUAGCACGCAGCUACUUCCGGAACGAAGCACAUCCCGCCUAGAACACAAUGUACUUCUUCGAGACCUCCGAACGCAAGCGGUACGCACAGGUGGCUUGUGCAGUCGUCUGGUGUCUCUUUGGCGCAGGCCCCAUCUUCGGGUUUGCAGCCUUGAAGCCGACGCUGAUCGACCAAGGCAUCUACGAGAGUGUCUGUGACGUGACGAACCAGACAGACGUGUCCAUCGCGGCACACGCCCCCGGCCUCUUCACAGAGCUGCUCACCUCCCUCUCGCCUGUGAGAGCCGACCAGCUCCACACAGAGGGCUUUGUCUCUAAGUGCACGGACCAGGACUUGAAGCUGAACAUGAUGUUCACCGUUGGCGCAGCAUUGACCAACGUGUCCGCGUUGGUCAUCGGACGCACGCUCGACUCGUACGGGCCCCGGGUUUGCGGUCUCAUCGGCGCCUUCUUCCUUCUGCUCGCUUCCGUCAUCUUUAUCUACUCCAAGGCCAUUCUUUCGCUCGGCAUCUUUGACCCUUACCUCGUCGGCUACUCUCUCAUGGCACUUGGCGGGCCGUUCUCCUACAUCUCGUCCUUCCAGUUGUCCAACGCGUUCCCUGAAAAGUCCGGCUUAAUCUUGGCCCUCCUCACCGGCGCCUUCGACACCUCCUCCGCUGUCUUCCUCAUCUACAAAAAGAUCUACCUCAGCUUCCCGACCUUCUUCACGCUCGAAACGUUCUACAAGUUCUACCUUGCCGUGCCGCUCUUCAUCGCCGUCGUCCAACUCCUGGUCAUGCCCGUCGAGUCCUACUUGACCCCUCCUCCGGAGUUGAUUCCAAACCCAACCGACGAGCAGAGAGCUCUCUCUAUCGCUGCAGCACAGGAGGAAUAUAUACACAACGGUAUGAGCCAGGAUCACGCCGACGAUAACGAUAACACCCCUCUACUUCCUCCAACCUCCACCAGACGCCGCUCCUCCCUUGGUGAUGCAUACAAGUCCAUCUACAUCGAGGAAGAGGUCGAGGACGCCACAAAAUCUAAGACAGAAUUGUCCUACUCCAUCUUUGGUAUCUUGCACAGUUACUCUAUAUCCUACCAGUUUAACUCCUGGUGGUUCAAGCUCAUCUGUCUCUUCUCCACCAUCCAGAUGCUCAGAUUGAACUACUUCGUCGCCACCGUCAACUCCCAAUACACCUAUUUGUUGGGCUCCUACCAAUCAGCAAAUGCUCUUAACCGUCUCUUUGACAUCGCUUUGCCACUCGGAGGUGUUGUUUCCAUCCCCUUCGUUGGAAUGUUCCUCGACCACUUCCCAACCUCUAUCGUCCUUGGCGCCCUCUUGGGCGUCUCCUUGCUCAUUGGGGUCCUCGGUGUUAUCAAGAACUCCUUCUUGGCAGGAGCAGUCAAUGUGCUCAUCUUCGUUGCAUACCGUCCAUUCUUUUACACGAGUAUCUCCGACUACUGCGCUAAGGUCUUCGGUUUCGAGACAUUCGGUACUGUCUACGGCUCCAUCAUGACUGUAGCGGGCCUCAUCAACUUUUUGCAGAGUGUCUUGGACAGACUUACACACACAAAGUUCAACAUGAACCCAAUCCCUCUCAACUUGCUUUUACUAGCAAUCACCGUCGUCAUCGGUACCGCAACCGUCGCUUACGUCACCGUGCAGACCCACAAGUACGCCUUGAUGAAAUUCAAGGGCAACACUUCUUCUGACGACGAAGAAACUGAGGCAGGCAAUCAUGACGAGAACUAGACUUUUAUAUUUACACUUAUUUACUUUCUGUCCUUCUUUUCACUGCAGUAAUUAUAGUAAACAUCUUCUAAAACGAAAACCCUUAAAAGAAAAGAAUCACCUACCUGGAGCG
Messenger RNA from Pichia membranifaciens NRRL Y-2026, 1890 nucleotides. RefSeq lists its product as hypothetical. NCBI's taxonomy places the organism in Eukaryota, Fungi, Ascomycota, Pichiomycetes, Pichiales, Pichiaceae. The record is from RefSeq and is a predicted model, not a curated record. The transcript has a single exon. Gene Ontology annotation, cellular component: fungal-type vacuole membrane. Gene Ontology annotation, biological process: transmembrane transport. Bases 96 to 1778 code for a protein of 560 amino acids. Gene Ontology annotation, molecular function: transmembrane transporter activity.